CUGGGAAGGAAAUUAUGUCCAUGGGUGUUUUCAGCGAUGGGCAAAUUUCGCAUCAAUUCCUCGAUGAGCUGCCGGAGGAUCUCGUGUUGUCGCUGGAGCAGCGCCGACAGCUCAAGCUCCUUCUCCGGGCGCUUUGUUUGAUCGCCAGGGAUGUGGCGCUGCCGGGCGCAUUGCUGGAAUCCGUGGCGCGCCUGCGUGAGGGCUGGAUUGCCGAUCAGAAGAAGCAUCAGCCGGAGCCAGAGGAGAAUCACGAUGGCAUGGAUGGAUUGCUGGAUUUGGAGGAGGAGAGAGGGGUGCUGCUCCAUAAUUUCGAGUCGUCGCUGGAGCACUCCAAGUACGUCUCGGCGGCACGGCUGCGAAGGUCCGAGGAGUCUCGUUUCUACGGCCGGCUCAAGCGUCGGCUGAAAGAACUUGGAAGCUUGUCAAGCGAAGAAAUGCAACCAAGUUCUAAGAUAGAGCUCAAUACGCUUAAGCUGCUAGGACUUCAAAGGAAAGUUAGAUUCGAGGUUGCCACGGAGCUACGACUUAAGCAGACAUGCAACCGAGUGGAAACUCACUUAGUUGAUUGGGGACUAAUGAGAUUGCGCUAUCAUUUAUCAUCGUUUCUGGGUGGAUACACUGGCUCUGCUUACAGUGGUUCAGACGAGCAGAUGCGGAAGAAAAGAGAAGACGAGAGGCAAAGGCGGCUUGAACAAGCUGAACAAGACAGGAUACAAACAAGGAAACGAAAAUUCUUUAGCGAACUUAUGAAUUUUGGUAGGGAGUUUCUUCUACAAGGCCAGCAAAUUGUGAAGCUUCAAAAGCAGCGCAAUGAUGGGAUUAUUAACUGGCAUGCGAAACAAAAGCAGCGGGCCACACGCGCUGAAAGGCUGAGAUAUCAGGCGCUUAGAGCCGAUGACCAAGAAGCGUACAUGCGCAUGGUGGAAGAGAGCAAAAAUGAGCGGCUGACGACACUGUUAUCAAAAACAGAUGACUUACUGCAGCGUCUGGGUGCCAUGGUUCAAGAGCAAAAGGAUACAGACCCGGUUGAAGCUUUUAACAAACGGGAUAAGCACAAGGACCGGAAUCGAGAUGUAACGAAAGAUCCGUCGAGCUUGUCAUCUCCGAAAUCCAAACCUGAAUCUGGGAAGGGUGACGUUGAUACUAAAAAGAGAGACUAUCUUGAAGGACAAAGGCAGUACAAUUCUGCUGUUCACCAGAUUGAGGAGCAGGUCACUGAACAACCUGCAAUGCUGGAAGGAGGGCAACUGAGAAUUUAUCAGAUUGAGGGACUCCAAUGGAUGCUCUCCCUCUAUAACAAUAACUUGAACGGGAUACUGGCCGAUGAGAUGGGUUUGGGUAAGACUAUACAGACCAUUGCUUUAUUUGCAUACCUUAUUGAGAACAAGGGCCUGAAUGGUCCACAUAUCAUCGUAGCACCCAAGGCUGUCUUACCGAACUGGGCUCACGAGUUUAGUACUUGGGUUCCGAGUGUUUCCGUAGUUAUGUAUGAUGGUCGUGCCGAAGAUCGCAGAAUUCUCAGAGAGCAACAUGCCGGUGAAGGAUCUUUCAACGUGCUUAUAACACACUACGAUCUAAUAAUGCGUGACAAACAGUUUCUUAAAAAGAUUCGUUGGCAUUACAUGGUUGUUGAUGAGGGGCAUCGUCUGAAAAAUCACGACUGUAUGCUCGCUCGAACCCUUUCUGCCGGGUAUCACAUAAGGCGGAGAUUGCUCUUAACAGGAACACCCAUUCAAAACAGUCUACAAGAACUAUGGUCUCUAUUGAACUUCAUUUUACCUGCAAUUUUCAAUUCUAGCGGGAAUUUUGAGGAAUGGUUUAAUGCACCAUUUGCCGAUCGAGCGGAAGUUUCUCUUACAGAAGAAGAACAACUUUUGAUUAUAAGGCGUUUGCAUCAGGUCCUUCGGCCCUUUUUGUUGAGAAGAAAGAAGUCUGAAGUGGAAAAAUUUCUACCUACAAAGACGCAAGUGAUGCUAAAAUGCGACCUUUCCGCAUGGCAGAAACUUUAUUAUCAACAAAUGAUCGAAUCUCGUCGUGUUGGACUGCUUACUGGCUCUGGAAAAAAGCAAGUGGGGCUGCAAAACACGGUGAUGCAGCUCCGGAAAUGCUGUAAUCACCCUUACCUGUUUCUCAACAAGGAUUACGAACCACGAGAUCGUGACGAGAUUAUUCGCGCGUCCGGCAAGUUUGAGCUCUUAGACCGGUUGCUGCCCAAGCUCCAAAAGACCGGACACAGGGUGCUGCUAUUUUCUCAGAUGACUCGUCUGAUGGAUUUAUUGGAAAUGUACUUGACGACGCGCGGAUUUACUUAUCUACGGCUUGAUGGGACGACAAAGACGGAGGACCGUGGCAAAAAGCUUCAAAUGUUUAAUGCGGAGGACUCCCCAUAUUUUAUGUUUCUUCUCAGCACCCGUGCUGGUGGCCUCGGGCUCAAUCUUCAGACAGCAGACACAGUUAUUAUUUUCGACAGCGAUUGGAAUCCACAGAUGGAUCAGCAGGCAGAGGACAGAGCGCACCGUAUCGGACAGAAGAAGGAAGUUCAUGUCUUCGUGCUCGUCAGUGUGGGAUCUAUCGAGGAGGAGAUCUUGGAGCGAGCAAAGUCAAAGAUGGGAAUCGACGCAAAAGUUAUCCAGGCUGGGCUUUUCAACACCACAUCCACCCCUCAGGAGAGGCGGGAACUUCUCGAGGAGAUCAUGAGAAAAGGAACGUCCAACUUGUCGGCGGACGUCCCAAGCGAGCGGGAGAUCAACCGCUUGACGGCGUCGUCCGAGGAGGAAUUCGAGCUCUUCGAGGAGAUGGACGAGGAGAGACGCAAGGACGAAGGAUACAGGUCUCGGCUGAUGGAGGAACACGAGGUGCCCGAGUGGGUGUUUCUCAAGACCGACGACAUUGCCACAAACAACGACUCCACUCCACUCGAAGGCAAACGGAAGAGAAAGGAAGUGAUCUACUCGGACAUUCUCAGCGACUCGCAGUGGCUCAAGGCCGUGGAGGACGGACAAGAUGUGACGGAGGUGGCGUUAUCAAAGAGGACAAGGUCGAGCCUUCGGGAAUUGUCGUCGACACCACAGACGGGCUCCAGGAGAAGCGGAUCAGCAGGCAACAGCAGCAGCAAAGGUCCGAUCGUUUUAAAAGUGCGUACGAGAUACAGGGAGACUGUCGUAAAGACUCGCUACGCCAACGCCAAGGAUUCCGAGAGCGAGGCGCCGACGUCCAGCACCGAGGACAAGCCCGAGAGCUCGCAGCAGUCGCAAGACUGGAGAAAGCUGAAGCGGAAGAGAUCGAGCCAACAGCAGCAGCAGCAGCAACACGAGUCCGAGGAGGAAGUGGAGGAGGAAGAAGAACAAGAAGACGAAGAAGAACAAGAACAAGAGGAAGAAGAAGAACAAGGAGAGGUGGAGGAGGAGGAAGUAGUAGAAGAAGAGGAGGAUGAAGAAGACGAAGAAGAGGAAGCCAAUCCAAGUGACAGUGACGAGAGCUACGAGAAGAAGUUCCAGAAUGACACAGGGAGAAGCACAAGAAGGAACAAGAGGCAGCGUGUCUAAAGUUUGUAUUGGCUUAUACUGAAUCUAUCUUCAACCCACUAAUUGACAAAGUUCAAUUAAAAUAAGUGUUGCCUGUUUCACUUGUAAAAUUAAUAUGUAAUUUUGUUAAGAAGUUG
Messenger RNA from Selaginella moellendorffii, 3661 nucleotides. Its product is annotated as probable ATP-dependent DNA helicase CHR12. Gene Ontology annotation, molecular function: histone binding; ATP binding; ATP-dependent chromatin remodeler activity. Gene Ontology annotation, cellular component: nucleus. The record is from RefSeq and is a predicted model, not a curated record. The coding region runs from base 15 to 3545 and encodes 1176 amino acids. The transcript is spliced from 13 exons. Lineage: Eukaryota; Viridiplantae; Streptophyta; Lycopodiopsida; Selaginellales; Selaginellaceae. Gene Ontology annotation, biological process: positive regulation of transcription by RNA polymerase II.